Molecule: messenger RNA, 2216 nt
Organism: Spodoptera littoralis (African cotton leafworm)
Lineage: Eukaryota; Metazoa; Arthropoda; Insecta; Lepidoptera; Noctuidae
Source: the annotation of a GenBank genome assembly
UUAAUGAUAUGUCAUAUCUCUCACAGCCAAAUCCUUCAAAAGAAAUCGUUAGCUUGUAGGCAUAAUUAGGUUAUAAACCUUUGGUGGGCGAUAAGCCAAGCCAAUUAUACUGUCAACGGUUAAGUUGAAUUAGAAGGAAAUAUUCGUUAUAAAUAGUUAUAUUUCAAUAAUUUAUUAGUAAUGUGAUGAUAUUGUAUCGUCCGUGUGCUAUUUUUAUCAAUUUCCAUAAGUGGAUGUGCCAAGAAACCCAAGCUUGCGACGUGUCUAAUGGCGCUGACGGGAGAAUUUCGCGCGCGAUUGUGAAGGAUUCGUGGCAAUUUUUACCGCAGCUGAUUCAUGUAUUUCCACAUUUUUAUCAUUUUAAAUCAAAGCUUAUGUAUUCUCGUGGUGAUAUAAGCCUCAAAUAUGUAAUUUUUUCUAAAAUUAUGGCCCAUAAACAGCCUCUGAAAAAAAUUCUCCCGCCAAUCAGCAGGGGGCACGCUGCGGGAACAUCCACCUAUAAAGGGUGUUUUACGUCCAAAUCUUUUAUAUUAGUGAUGUACAAUACAUUGUAGAGAGCUUGUUAUUAAAAUAGACUGCAAGAGUUUCAUGAUAAAUUUGGAAUUAUGCCCUCAAUUACGGUUGUCAAGUGACAUAACCCUAUUUACAAGUUGAACAUGACAUGCGGCUGUGGAGAUAAAGUGCCAGUUGAAAUAACACAACUACAAUGGCACAAACUGGGUAAGUGCAGUGUUAUGACUCCUGUGUCAGAUACUGACCUUGGUGGUAGGGAGAAUAUGCCACCGAUGAAGAUCUCAUCGGUACUUGAAGAUGAACUCCUUGACCAACCAGCACACAAUGUAGUGGUGGAAUCUUCAUCAUGCUCCAGUGAUGAUGAGAGCUCCCAGUAUGGUACUACAGACCAGCCAAGAAGUGUAUACACAGACAUAGAAUACAACCCUGAUAGUUUCUUAAGCCCACCUAGUAUUUCCGAUCUUCCCAAUUGUGUGCUUAGUCCACUGGAAAAUGUGGCAAGAGGCGAGUCCACACCACACUCAAAUAAGAGGCCUAGUACCAGUAAAAUACCAUGCCCAACAUUGCCUAAACGCAAGUGCCCUCUACCUGGCUUGUCCUGGGCGGACCCUGAAGAUGUGUGGAACAAUAUGUGUGACUGUGAUGCCAGAUCUAGUAAUAAGAAGAAUCCCAACAUGUUUGACAAUCAUCCUAAUCUACAACCCAGGAUGAGAGCUAUUCUGCUAGAUUGGUUGAAUGAGGUAUGUGAAGUAUACAAAUUGCACAGAGAAACAUUUCAUCUCACUGUGGAUUACGUCGACAGAUAUCUAUCUAACACAGAAGAUGUCCAAAAAGGCAGAUUGCAGCUUAUAGGUAUAACAUGUUUAUUUAUAGCAGCGAAAGUAGAAGAAGUCUAUCCACCCAAAAUAGGCGAGUUCGCAUACGUGACUGAUGGAGCGUGCACCACAGACGAGAUACUCCUGGAGGAACUUCUCAUCCUGAAGAUAUUAUCGUGGAGCAUCACUCCCAUCACCAUCAACAGCUGGCUGAAUGUGUACAUGCAGCUCGCCAGCGAGGGCCGCAGUGCCAAGCGACGGCUGCUCGGGGAGAGUGACGUCGGCGCUAACGCGCUCCGAGGAUACACCUUCGUGUUCCCGCAGUACUCGUCGCUGGAGUUUGUGAUUUGUGGACAAUUGAUAGACUUGGCAGUGUUACAUGUGGACGUGAACCAAUUCCCGUACAGUGCCGUCGCUGCAGCGGCCAUGGCACACGCGUUCUCCAAAGAAUUAGCUAUAAGAGUAUCUGGGUACAGCUGGGAGGAGCUGGAGCCGUGUUGGCGGUGGCUGGCGCCGAGCGUGCGCGUGGUGCGCGGCGAGGGCGCCGUGUGCGUGGUGCGCGGCGGCGACGGCGAGUUCGUGCAGCGCGCCGCCGGCCUCGACCUCAUCUGUCCCGACGUCAACCUCGACGAGAGCCACCGCAUCCAGUCGCACAACGUCACCCUCGACAUGUUUGAUAAAGUGUACCAGAUAAUGACAGAACAGCAGUCAUCGACCCAGGCCGAGACGGCGGCGUCCACGUCGCAGGACAGCGAGCACAUAUACCCGCCGACGCCGCCGCAGUCCGACCAGAAGAGUCCGAAGACUCCGACGACUAAGACGCCGUCGACGCGCCACUGCACUGGUCUGUCGCCAGUGCCCGAAGUCCGGCGACUGUCCGCCGAGUGA